Molecule: messenger RNA, 1452 nt
Organism: Fusarium redolens
Lineage: Eukaryota; Fungi; Ascomycota; Sordariomycetes; Hypocreales; Nectriaceae
Exons: 3
Coding region: 1-1452 (483 amino acids)
Source: RefSeq, a predicted model, not a curated record
AUGGUGACGCUUCGUAGCCACACAAGAGACAAGACCAGACGCUCGUCUUGGGCUUUUCUACCCCAAGAGGUCCGCCAUCUAAUCCUAGAGGAGAUCUCUCGUCAAAGGAGAUGGGGUUGCGCCUCCGCUGUUUGCAAACAAUGGCAUGCCCUUAUUGCACCGAAGAAUCUCAACCGACUGGAGUUGAACAGAGCAUCCGCCGAGGGCUUGAAAACGAUCAUUCUGCAGAGGCACCUCGUUCACCGACUUUACCUCAACAUUGAGCUCCCUACCUAUACCUAUCGCCGGUCGCUCGAAACCUGGGAGCCCACAAAUCGUAUAACGCUGGAACUGAAUGUAUACUCACCCAGUGACUCAGACCAUUGGUUCAAGAACCAUCUUUACGGAUUCGAAAAUGAAGAUGAUGGACAUCUCCUCGAGAAGCAGAAAACUUGGGAUGAUCCAAAACACGGCUGGGUCAAAGGGAAGCAGGUAGCGCUUCCAAACGCAGCAGCUAUCCUGCAGCUAUUCAAAACAAUCGAUCCAGAAAUCGCGGGCGGCGUGAAAACCCCACAAGUCCUUGCAGUCAAGGGGAUUGUGAUCCGCCGGCAGAUGCGACGUAGAAUCGAUCCGUUGACGCUCUCCCGCCUGCUGAGGCAGUUUCCAAAUGUAGAGAGUAUCAACUACGAGCCGUGGCGGGUUCUGUGCCACUCACUGGAUUUACAUGGCUCGAUUUACGGGCGUCAUGACUUCUUGGCACAGGCUAUGCUUAACCGGCUGCCCCAGCACGUCAGAUCAGUGACUAUUUUCGAAGAUUUCAACGAGCAGAUCAUGGAGGCUAUUCGUAACGACAUGGACCCGACCAGUAUCAAUAUGUUUAUGCAAAUAGAGACCCGCCGACUUACACAACCUGAGCUGGGGAAAGCGUUCGCUGUGAAGAGCCCUGACCUCGAACAUCUUUCUGUGUCGUUUAUGAUCGAUGCUCGAGACUUCUUCAGAUCUUGCAAGAUGCUCAGUGACUGGCCUCGGCUCCGAUCGCUGAUACUCACAACGCCGCUCAUGACGAAAGGGUCUCGGGACCGUAUAUCUGAUUUGCUGGUCAAUGCUUGCGCAGUCAUCUUUCACAAGAACGACAAGGGUGACAGAAAGGGAUAUGGUUCGGCGACUCUGACAUGGCGAGGAACACGCGAUUUCGAUUUCAGUAAAGAGGUGGUUGAGACAUGGCAGGAAGUUGCCUGCGCAUGUAAUUCUCUUCAAGGAUAUUUUGAUCAAUGCGACUCUCGCCAACUCCUAUUCAGGAUCGAGCGAGUGGAGGGCGAGAUCAUCUCUCAUGGCGAUGCCAUCCAUCAUCUCCGUUUGCCUGAUGGUGUGAUUGAUCCUACAUCGCUGAGGCAGAUACGCAAGGAAGGGAUAUUGCAAAAAGAGGCCUGGGCAGUGGAAGCCGAGCCCAGUGGACCUAAGGAAGAUUCAUAA